AGGCCUGGGACUGGUGAUGUUGUGCCGGCUGCUGGCGGCGGCCGGGCCACUAUCCUUGCUGUGGCAAUGCGGUGGCCUAGGUCGCUGCAGGACGGCCAGGACCAGCGUGAGAGCCCUGGGCACGGCCCGCCAGUGCCUCCAGAGGGUCCACUUUCAGAAGCCGACUCUGCAGGCCAGACUGACGUUAUUUUCCCGGUGGCUCUGUUUGAAACCCAAAGGUGGACUGGCUAGAAGUCGUGAACAAUCUGUGCGUGUUAUUCCUGCCCCUGGGACCUCCUCUGAGAAGUACGUGUGGUUUAACAUCGGCAGUGUUGACACCUUUGAGUGGAACCUGGAGUCUGCCUAGUGGAAGCUGGGGAUCGAGCCCCACAACCAGGCGGCGGUGGUCUACACCACUGAGAGCGAUGGCUCUUUCUUGCGAAGCCUGGUGCCCACGCUUCUCCUGGUUGGAGUUCUCCUCUAUGCUUCCAGGAGGGGCCCGAUGGGAGCUGGCCCUAGUGGACGAGGACGGGGCCUCUUCAGCGUCGGUGAGACAACAGCCAGGGUCUUAAAGAGCAACAUCGAUGUGCGGUUCGCAGACGUAGCUGGUUGCGAAGAAGCCAGAUUGGAAAUUAUGGAAUUUGUGAAUUUCCUGAAGAAUCCCAAGCAGUAUCAGGACUUAGGAGCAAAAAUUCCAAAGGGAGCCACGCUCACUGGUCCUCCUGGUACAGGCAAGACACUUCUUGCCAAAGCAGCUGCAGGGGAGGCCAGUGUGCCCUUCAUCACUGUGAAUGGGUCGGAGUUUCUGGAAAUGUUUGUCAGUGUUGGGCCAGCAAGGGUGCAUGAUAUGUUCACAAUGGCCCGAAAAAAUGCUCCGUGUAUCUUAUUCAUUGAUGAGAUUGAUGCGAUUGGCAGGAAGCGAGGCCGAGGGCACUUUGGAGGCCAGAGUGAGCAGGAGAACACCUUGAACCAGAUGCCGGUGGAGAUGGACGGGUUCAACUCAGCCACCAACAUUGUGGUGCUGGCCGGCACCAACCGCCCUGACAUCCUGGACCCGGCCCUGAUUCGGCCUGGCCGGUUUGACUGCCAGAUUUACAUAGGCCUCCCUGACAUCAAAGGCAGGUCCUCCAUCUUUAAGGUCCACCUGCGCCCACUGAAGCUGCAUGAGAGCCUCAGGAAGGACACCCUGGUGAGGAAGCUGGCAGCGCUCACCCCAGGCUUCACUGGUGCUGAUAUUUCCAUUGUUUGCAAUGAGGCAGCUCUGAUUGCCGCCUGGCAUCUGAGUCCUUCUGUUCAGGAGAAGCACUUUGAGCAGGCCAUCGAGAGGGUCAUCAGAGGCCUUGAGAAGAAGACCCAGGUCCUGCAGCCCAGGGAAAAGACAACUGUGGCCUACCACGAGGCCGGACAGGCGGUGGUGGGCUGGUUCCUGGAGCACGCAGACCCCCUGCUGAAGGUGUCCAUCAUCACCUGGGGCAAGGGGCUGGGCUCUGUGCAGUACUUGCCGAGGGAGCGGCACCUCUUUACCAGGGAGCAGCUCUUCGAUUGCAUGUGCAUGAUGCUCGGGGGCAGGGUGGCUGAGCAGCUGUGCUUCGGGCAGGUCACUGUGGGGGCUCAGGAUGACCUGAGGAAGGUGACCCAGAGCACCUAUGCCCAGAUUGUGCAGUUUGGGAUGAGUGAGAAGCUGGGCCAGGUGUCCUUCAACUUUCCCCAACAAGGCAAGGCCCUGGUGGAGAAGCUGUACAGCGAGGCAACUGCCCAGCUCAUUGACGAGGAGGUCCGGCGCCUCAUCAGCGCCGCCUACACGUGCACCCUGGACCUGCUGACACGGUGCCGGGAGCAUAUGGAGAAGGUGGGCCAGCGGCUCCUGGAGAAGGAAGUGCUGGAGAAGGCAGACCUGGUGGAGCUGUUGGGCCCUUGGCCCUUCGCGGAGAAGUCCACCUACGAGGAGUUUGUGGAGGGCACGGGUGGCCUGGAGGAGGACAUAUCCCUUCCCACGGGGCUGAAGUGCUGGAACCGGGGACAGGAGGAGGGAGACGUAGAGCAGCCUGUGCAGGGGAGCUCUUGUAGCCGCUGGUGGAGCUGAGGUGACUCUGAUUACCUGGGACCUUUGCAAAGCAGCUGCAGAAGCUCACCAAAAGAAAUUAAAAUGUGACAGCUGCAAACUGGUGUUUUAGAUGAGGGUGCUCUGAGCUCACAUGCAGGGCGUGGGGUGGGCGGAGGGGCUGCCGUGAGUCCCUGGGCCCUGCUAGAGGACAGUUGGGUCCCGGGUUAGAGGGAGGGGAGCAGGGCUCUCCCGUGGUGCCAAGGAACGCGUGGUGCCUGUCUGGGAACCCUGAGUGUAGCUUCAGGAGGGACUUGAUGGGGAACCUGAAGACACUGAACCUUCCUGGGGCCUGCCUCUGUGGAGGAGUGUUGAUGUGGUCAUAAAGUCACUCAGAGGAGUCUGGGCCCAGCACAGAAACCUUCUCGGUUUGGUAGAAUUCAGAACACCAGCCAGUUGUCAAGGGAAAGUCAGGUUUCUUAAGUAGCUGUUUGGAUGGGUAGAAGCUCAUCUGCUGAUCUGUCCUUCAGAGGGAAAGCCCACUCCACCCACAGGUGCGUGGCUGAGGAAGGAUGGUGGAACUGUGGGGCUCCAUACCUGAGGUUCCAUGCCCGGGCAAACCCCAUCUCUGCCUGCACCCGGGCCCCGUGGCAGCCCUGCUCUGAGUGGGAGGCACGUGAGUUGCUUAGGAAAACCUGGAAUGCCUGGGGUUCCACUCUUGGGCACCCCUGGCCUCUAUCUGCUGCUGGGCCCCGUGGCAGCCCUGCUCUGAGUGGGAGGCACGUGAGUUGCUUAGCAAAACCUGAAUGCCUGGGGUUCCACUCUUGGGCACCCCUGGCCUCUAUCUGCUGCUGGGCGCCGUGGCAGCCCUGCUCUGAGUGGGAGGGACGUGAGUUGCUUAGCAAAACCUGGCACCUAUCCUUGGGGUGGCUGGCCCCGUGGCAGCCCUGCUCUGAGUGCGAGGGACGUCAGUUGCUUAGCAAACCUAUCCUUGGGGUGGAGGUGCUUUAACUGCAGAUGUGUCUGAACUUAAGACUGCAUCAUCAGCUUCUGCUCCUGUGACCUCUUUGUUGGAGUCCUGGAGGGGAAACUCUGCAGGGCCCUGGCUGGCUCAGGGAUGUUUGUUGCCUCAGCAUGCGGCCGCCUCUGGCCCUGGUGUCUGUUCAUGAACCCCUUUCCCGGGGCUGGGUGGCUCCUAAUAAAAGGAAGGCCCGUCUGGGCUUUGAGCUCCAGGCCCUUUGGUGCCUCCUAAGGCACCAAACUUUAA
Molecule: messenger RNA, 3287 nt
Organism: Callithrix jacchus (white-tufted-ear marmoset)
Lineage: Eukaryota; Metazoa; Chordata; Mammalia; Primates; Cebidae
Source: RefSeq, a predicted model, not a curated record